Messenger RNA from Nematolebias whitei (Rio pearlfish), 4035 nucleotides. RefSeq names its product trafficking protein particle complex subunit 10 (gene trappc10). Gene Ontology annotation, cellular component: TRAPPII protein complex. The record is from RefSeq and is a predicted model, not a curated record. The coding region runs from base 110 to 3742 and encodes 1210 amino acids. NCBI's taxonomy places the organism in Eukaryota, Metazoa, Chordata, Actinopteri, Cyprinodontiformes, Rivulidae. Gene Ontology annotation, biological process: intra-Golgi vesicle-mediated transport; early endosome to Golgi transport. The transcript has 21 exons.
UCAGUGGGACACAGGCCCCAUCGAUUCAACGCAACUGCACACAUAAGCACUUACUAAUAAUAAAGCUCUGUUUGAAUGUCAUUUUCAUGGAGUACUACCUCUAACACACAUGGACUGUCAAGAGGAAAAGCCAAUCAUCUACACCAUGGAAAACAAGCCGAUUGUAACAUGUGCUGGGGAUCAGGGCUUGUUCACGUCUCUUUAUACGGCGUUGGCUCAACAACUUCCCAGGGAGCCAAUGGAGUGGAGGAGGACUUAUGGCCGCGCACCGAAAAUGAUCCACCUUGAAGCUAAUUUUGUCCAGUUUAAAGAGGAGCUGCUCCCGAAGGACGGCAACAAGGCUCUGCUCACCUUUCCCUUCCUCCACAUAUACUGGACCGAUUGCUGUGACACGGAGAUGUACAAGAGCUCAGUGAAAGAGGACAUGAUGCGCUGGCAGAACAUCUUACGGAGCCACGGCUCGGCAGACUGGGUGAUCAUCGUCGUAGAAACCAAUGACACGAAGAAGAAAAACAAGACAAACAUCCUGCCUCGGUCUUCCAUCGUGGACAAGAUCCGCAGUGACUUCUGCAACAAGCAGAACGACAGGUGCGUGGUUCUGUCAGAUCCUCUGAAGGACUCGUCUCGCUCCGUGGAGUCUUGGAACGCCCUCCUGCUGAAGCUGCGGACUCUCCUCCUCAUGUCCUUCACUAAGAACCUGGGCCGGUUCGAAGACGAUAUGCGAACGCUCCGAGAGAAACGAACCCAGCCCGGCUGGAGCUUCUGUGACUAUUUUAUGGUUCAGGAGGAGCUGGCCUUUGUUUUUGAGAUGCUGCAGCAGUUUGAGGAUGCUUUGGUUCAGUACGAUGAGCUAGAUGCUCUUUUUACGCAGUACGUCCUUAAUUUUGGAGCUGGAGACACGGCUAACUGGCUCGGCUCGUUCUGCGCGCCGGUGCGUAACUGGAGCGGCUUGCUUCUCCGACGGCCCAUCGACAUGGAAAAGAGAGACAGCAUCCAGCAUGGAGAGGCCAGCCUGUUGGACCUGAGGAGCUACCUGUUUUCUCGUCAGUGCACUUUACUCAUCUUCCUGCAGAGACCGUGGGAGGUCACUCAGAGAGCCUUAGAGCUGCUUCACAACUGUGUCCAGGAGCUGCGUCUGCUGGAGGUGUCUGUUGUGGACGGGGCUCUGGACUGUUGGGUGUUUCUCAGCUGCUUGGAGGUUCUGCACAGGAUCGAGGGCUGCUGUGAUCAGGCUCAAAUCGCUGCUAACUCCUCGCAUACUGUCGGACUCUGGGCUUAUGCUACAGAUAAGCUGAAGUCUUUGGGGGAACUCUGUGGCCUCGUGUCGGAGAAGGCUCCGACGUCUGAGGACCUGAAUCGGACUGUGGAUCUGCUGGCAGGACUCGGGGACGAGAGACCUGAAACUGGUCGGAGGAAAGGGGACCCUGAGCGGGCCGAAACGUUCUUGCAGGAGGCCUUGAAGUCGUACGUGUCUGAGGGGUGGAGUCUCCUCGUCACUCAUACCAGGAGACAGAUUGCCGAGUGUCAGAAACUGCUGAGCAGAACUGAAGACUACUUGCAAACCAGUGCCUUGUUGGCUGGUGAUGAGAAUCUCACGACCGAGGAAAGAAAGCACUUUUUUCAGAAAAUCCUCUCGUUUGCUGGCAUGCCCGGAGACCCCGCUCACAAAGUGUCUCUCAGCAUGAACGUUUUUGCUCAGCUGACACGACUCCAGUUCCACCCUGCGACAGCCUCGGUGCACUCCGGAGGAGACCUGCAGGUGGAGCUCACCCUGAAGUCUCUGAUGCCCGUCUCGGUGCGCAUACAGCAGCUAGCUGCUAGCGUUCACUUUGACGUGGAUCACGGAGGGACUCUCGGGAGGUCCCGAGGAACUCAGAGACUUACGAACUCGGGAACGAUGGAGUUCAGCCUGGGUAACCCGUCGGCAGGUCUCCCCUCCUCCGCAGCUCCUCGUCCUGUGUUGGAACUGGACGAGGUUCAGGACAGGAGCCCCUCGGACAAUUCUCUCAACUCCACGGGAGUGGUGUGUAAAAACACUCACCUGCUCAUGCGUCGCCAUGAAAGCAGCUCGCCGCCGGAAACGCCCAACUGUGUGAGCCCCCCCACCGUUGCUAUGAAGGAAGGAGCGCAGAUGCUGAAGGUGCAGGACGUAACGCUGGAGCCUGGAAACAACAGCGUCGUCUUCACUGCACCAAGUGGACAGCCUGGUUCCUACAUGUUGCGGCAGCUGUGUGCCACCGUGGGCCCCGUUCACUUUGUCCAGUCUCACAUCUACCCGUCGGUCAGAUACGAAGUGUAUUCUCAGGAGCCCCAGCUCACGGUGGAGCCACUCGCAGAGCCCCUGUUGGCAGGUCUGCCUCAGAUGGUGAAGUUCACGCUGUCGACGGGUCAUUACGCCGUGAAGAAAGGAGACGCUCUGCAGCUCAGUAACUCCGAGACCAUGCCCAUCCUGCCCUCCGCCAGCUGCACCACCCGCAUCAGCACCUCCACCACCGAGCUGGUGGGUGAAAGCAUCCUGUCCAUCCAGUCCUCGGAGAAGGUGACCAGCAUCAGCCUUCCUCCCACCCCACCCUACCACACGCUGGAGUUCCACUUGGAGGUUCUGUGCAUCAUUCCGUCCGGGUCUGAGCGGCCGGCCAACGAGAGGCUGACGAACGGGGAGAUCCGCCAUCGGCCGCGCAGCUACAGCCACCCUGACACCCCGAUGAUGGCCGUCGACCAGAGGAUGUCUAUCGACUGUCCGUGGUCCAUUUACUCCACCCUGCUGACCCUCACCUUCUACAUCCCCUUCAAGACCAAACACUCUCUGCUCUCUGCUGGUAACAGAAAGUACAUCCAGGUGUGUUUGCAGAACGUGUCGGACGUGAACUUCACGCUGGCCGAAGUGAAGCUGACGGAGAAGCAACACGCUUCGCUGGAGCUGCAGUCCUUCAACACUAAAACCCACCAGCUCUUGUGCAGUAAGCACAGUGUGUUCUGCCUGUGGGAGGUGAGGUGGAAGGAUGACCUGCCUUCCUGUCUACAGUGCGUCUUCUCCGCCAACUUCUCUCCCGUCAACCAGGAAGCCUCUGCCUUUAAACCGUUCCACUACCAGUUCCAGCUCGAGAGAGUCACUACGUUGUACAGCGUGAGAGCAGACAUCUUACCUCCUGCUGGCGAGCAGCACUGUCGCUGCGGCCUGGUCUGUGGACUCCAGGUGUGCAUCACUCGACUGACCGAGCCUUCAGAGGGAGAGAUCACAGAGGACAGCAGAACGGACACAGAUGGACUCAAAACAACCAAACUCAUGUAUGAAGUGGCUGACAGCAGCAGCAACUGGGCGGUGUGUGGAAAGAGUUCAGGGGUGGUGCUGAUGCCGGCGAAGGUCAACGCCGCGCACAAGGUGCAGAUCGAGGUGAUGCCGCUGUUCGCUGGACAUCUGCCUUUCCCCAAGAUCAAAGUGCUCAAAUACCUUCCUCAUGCGGCCGCAGUGGCCCCGCAGCCAGACCCGGACAGCUGCGUGGAGAACGACAGCCUGUCCCUGCUGGACAAGACGCUGGACGACCAGGCGGACACGGCGAGCAUCCGCAGCCGGGGCAGCGUCCACUCGGUGGGCAGCAGCGACCAGCAGCAGCAGAGGGGCGUGGCCAUGCCGCGUCUGGAGCCCUUCAGCCCCGGACAGGUGUUCAACCACAGCCACACCCAGCAGGUCCUGGUGCUGCCCACCACCGACGACCACAUCAUGGAGGUCAACGCCACAUGACCCUGGGGGUGAGACUGCCCGCACCCUUGUUAUGGGACUUGGCCCAGACUCUGGAUGAACUCCUUUAAGCUCUGAGACACAUCUGGGCCGGGUCCAGGUCAGAGGUCCUGCUGCAGGUCACGAUACGGACGUAAUCAGCAUGAAACAUCACUGGAGCCGUGACGGACUACACAGUGAAGAGCCAACUGCUGAUACGUUGAAAUAAAAACUCUUUCCUGCCAUACUUUGUACAUAUCUCAUUGAAUGGAUUUAUAGAUAUGAAUAUAUAUAAAUAUAUGAACUGAUGAAUCAAA